AUGAAAGAUGAAAAAUUAGAUAAACAAACAACACGACAACAAGAAGCGAGAGCAAAACUUCGAGAAUCAUUUUUGAAAGCAGUUAAUGUAUUAAAUGGUGAAACAUGUACUGUCUUGACAUUUGAACAAUCAACUCUAGCUGGGACAUUCUCUGGCUGGAAACCAGAUGGUACAGAUAUAUUAAUUCAUGAUCUUAAGACUCCAGCAAAUAUUAAAAUGGCAUCAGCUCUACUUAGGAAUUCUGACAUACUUGCAAUAAAAUUUGAUAACUUGGUGCAGUUGCCACUUUAA
Molecule: messenger RNA, 291 nt
Organism: Parnassius mnemosyne (clouded apollo)
Lineage: Eukaryota; Metazoa; Arthropoda; Insecta; Lepidoptera; Papilionidae
Source: the annotation of a GenBank genome assembly